Molecule: messenger RNA, 1521 nt
Organism: Mesoplodon densirostris (Blainville's beaked whale)
Lineage: Eukaryota; Metazoa; Chordata; Mammalia; Artiodactyla; Ziphiidae
Gene: GCM2
Product: glial cells missing transcription factor 2
Exons: 5
Coding region: 1-1521 (506 amino acids)
Biological process (GO): regulation of transcription by RNA polymerase II; gliogenesis
Cellular component (GO): nucleus
Molecular function (GO): RNA polymerase II cis-regulatory region sequence-specific DNA binding; DNA-binding transcription activator activity, RNA polymerase II-specific
Source: RefSeq, a predicted model, not a curated record
AUGCCGGCGGAGGCGGGGCAGCAGGCGGACGGUGCGCGUUCCCACGGGAUGAAGCUCAGCUGGGACAUCAACGACCCGCAGAUGCCUCGGGAGCCAGAACGUUUCGACCGCUUCUGCGAGUGGCCGGACGGCUACGUGCGCUUCAUCUACCGCAGCAGCGAGAAGAAGGCCCAGCGCCAUCUGAGCGGCUGGGCCAUGCGGAACACCAACAACCACAACGGCCACAUCCUCAAGAAGUCGUGCCUGGGCGUGGUGGUGUGUGCACGGGACUGCGCCCUGCCCGGCGGCUCCCGUCUGCAGCUGCGGCCUGCCAUCUGCGACAAAGCCAGGCUGAAGCAGCAGAAGAAGGCAUGCCCCAACUGUCAUGCUGCUUUGGAACUGAUCCCCUGUCGAGGGCACAGCGGGUACCCUGUGACCAACUUUUGGCGGCUUGAGGGCAACGCAAUAUUUUUUCAGGCCAAGGGAGUUCAUGAUCACCCAAGACCAGAGAGUAAAUCAGAGACAGAAGCUCGAAGAAGCGCUAUCAAGAGACAAAUGGCUUCCUUUUACCAACCCCAGAAAAAGAGAAUUCGAGAACCCGAGGCAGGAGAGAAUCAAGAUAACGAUGGCCAUUUCAGCAACAUACCUUCCCUGGAGAACCCAGAGGAGUUUGAUAUAAUUCCUGACACUGGCUUCCCUGUUCCAGGGCAGCCUUGCUUUUCCUUUCCCAACUCGGAUGCUUACAAGGCUACCUGUGACCUAGCUGCCUUUCAAGGAGAUAUAGUACCACCCUUUCAGAAAUAUCCAAACCCAAGAAUCUUUUUGCCUAGGCCACCCUGCAGCUAUGAAUUGGCAGGCCCUGGUUACACAAAUUCAGGCCCGUAUCCCACCCUUUAUAAAGAUGCCAGCAGUAUUCCUGAUGACACGGACUGGGUUCAUCUGAAUGCACUGCAAUACAAUAUCAACUCCUACGGCAGCUUUGAGAGAAGCUUUGAUUUCACCAGUAAACAGCCUGGCUGGAAACCAGCUCUUGGAAAAGCUGACCUUGGGGCCAGCACUGACCAUGGACAGUUCCAGGCGGCGGCCACUCGCCCUUAUUACAACCCAGAGCUUCCCUGCCGGUACCUCACGACGGCCCCGCCAGCUGCUCCAGCCCUGCAGACAGUAAUCACCACCACCACCAAAGUGUCCUACCAAGCCUACCAGCCCCCUGCUCUGAAAUGCUGUGACAAUAUGCGGGACGUUAAGAGCCUUUCUGGCUGUGACUAUGAUUCUGAAAACACCCAAAUGUCCAUCUACCUGGAAGACUUGGACCUUCCAGCUACAGUCGCCAUGGUAGCCUCUCCAACAGCAUCACUUCCUUUGAAAAUUCCUGGAGACUGCCGGGCCAUCAGACACACUUUGCCUUUUCCUCAAGACUCAGCACCCUCCUGGACAGACGGAGCAGAGACAUGGGAUGUGUGUCCAUCUGGACCGGGGUCUACAAUGGGUUAUUCAGAGAGAAUCAGUCCGUUCUUUAGCUAUGACCAUGAGGACUUUUGA